UACAAGGGAAUAAGUAUAAAGAGCGUGCUACAAAGAAUUCUUUUUAAGAAAUGGUUACAAUAUCGUUGCUUUAUACGAAAGUCCAACCUAAAACCUAUGAAAUGUUUAAGGUUAUGUUUUACUAAAACAUGAAUUUCUAGUAUUAAUAAAGCGAAUCAACAAAAACAAACUGGACCAGUUUACAUGAAUGGAUGAUGCUUGGAGGCAAUGAACGGAAUGGAGAGACAUGGGCAUGGACAUGGACAUUCACAUGCACACUUGCAUCGUCAUCGUCAUUCGCAUGGAAAUUCACAAAGUGCAUCACAAAACACGAAUCAAUCAUCAAAACAUAGCCACACCCAUGUAACACAUUCACAGAAGGAUGCAUCUAUUGUACAAACACCUCAGAAACCAAGAAAUUAUAAAUUACUAGUUGAUCCAUUUUUAGUGAAAGGUGCAUCAAAAUUAUAUAGAUACGAUGGUAUGGUUCCAGGAGAUCCAACUUAUCCUGAAGUUCAGCCACGAGAUCCAAGAUCACAGUUAACAAGAAUAUGGACUCGUUUAGAGCAACUUGAUUUGCCUGUACCUAGAUUUAAAAUUGACUCUAAUUACUGUGGUGAACCACCUCCGCUUGAAGUAACAUUUUGCCAUUUGAACGACAAUAUUGAUAAGACUUUUUUAACAGACAUGGUUCAGAAAUUUGGAGUUGUAGAAGAACUCACUGUUUACUAUCAUCCAGUAACUAAUAAGCAUCUUGGAAUCGCGAGAGUAGUAUUCGAAAGUACGAAAGCUUCAAAAGCAUGUGUAGAAAAAUUAAAUAACACAUCUGUGAUGGGCAAAGUUUUAAGAGUGUUUCUGGAUGCAUUUGGAGAAGAGUGUAAAAAGAUCUACGAUGAAUUAACUGUUGAGAAAAAAGCAGAAAAGAAAGUAGAAAAAGAAGUUAAAAUUGAAAAUGAUCAAGGAAAACAAACACCUAUUGAUAAAAUUACUGAAGAUAGAGAUGAUUUCAGAAGUAAUAAAAAAAUCGCGUCAAGUAUAGAGAAAUCCAGAGAUACAUAUGUAGAAAACUCAAGAUACAGCAAGUAUAGAGAUUAUCCUACUCCUAGUGGUAGUACUGGAAGCGAUUUAGGCUACGGUACUGCACCUAGUGAAUUAAAUUAUUCUAGUAAUUACUCUCAGAAUUCUACUCCAGCCACAAAUUAUGAUUUAUUUCCACCAAAUUAUUAUGGUGGUUACCAUCAUCAACCCCCGAAUAAUUAUUUAGCAAAUAUGCCUCAGAAUGUAUCACAAAAUCUUUCAAUGCAACAAAAUUCAAGUAUGUGGUGGGGAAAUAACACAGGACCAGCUGGUUAUGCGUCAUCGUCUAUGUGGCCUGUACAACAUGGAACAAAUUUAGAUAAUUCUAAUUCUAAUGCAGUUCCAAUUACAAAGGUUUCUAAUGUAAAAAUGCAUCAUACUACUCCGAAAAAGGAAAAAGAAAAAGAAAAUCAGAGUGGCACAAAAAACUAUUCGAGAGACUCACCAGUAGAAACUCGUAAAACAUUAGACUUAGAUACAAGAAUUGCCAUGCUAUUAAAGGAUAAAGCAGGAGGAAUGGCACCACCCUUCUUACAAUUUGGUAGCGAUUCUGAAGAUGAAAAGAAGUCUGUUGCUGCAGACAAUGAAAUGCUUUCAGAACCACCAAGUCCUUUUUUGUCACAUGAAACAUAUAAAUCAUGCUUUGAAAAAAUGAGAGAAAGGAGUAAGGAAAGGUGGAAGAUACAUGAAAAUAACAUCAAUCAGUUUUCUGUUGAUGAAGAAUUAGGUAGUGUUAUAAGUUCGAGUGAAGAUGAGGCGUUACUGGGAAGUUACAGUCCUGCACCAGAUGAAAUUGAGCCAGAACCACCAAAAGAACCACCACCUCCACCACCUCCUGAUGAUGAUAGGAUGUCAUUAAGUCCAUUAAGUUCAGGAGAUGAAAAAAUUGAAGAGGUGAUAGCUCAAACGGAACCUACGAGUCAGUUAUACCCAGGAGCUGGUUAUCCUGGACAUUUAGCCCAUUAUCCCACCAGUGAUAUGUAUAAUUGGCCACGACCAGCACAAUAUCCAUAUCCUUAUGGAACAACAUACUUACAAAGUCAUUAUCAACCUAAUACGACAUCAUUUUCUGGAGCAGUAGGAAAUCAUCAAGGAGCAAAUUAUUAUUCAUCUUUUCAGUCGCGGCUUAAUGCCAUGGCAAAUCACAACAUUACAAAAGAUAAUCCACAGGGCCCUACUAUUAACGGAGUCUUGAACAGAGUUGUAAAUGAGUUGAAACAAAUUUUAAAAAAAGACUUCAACAAGAAAAUGAUUGAGAACACUGCAUUCAAAUUGUUUGAAGUAUGGUGGGAUGAAAAAAAGUCGGAGAAAAGUCAAAUUCAAGAAGGAGAUAAUACUAUUGUUAAUAACAGUAAUAAAGAAGAGGGCUCAAAACCUCAAGGAAUAUCAUUGCUUUUAGAACAAGCAACACCGCUUGGAUUUAAUUACGAUGGAUUUGGUUUGGGAAUUAGAGCUAGUAUGCCAAAGAUGCCGUCUUUCAGGCGCAAAAUUAAAGCUCCAAGCCCAUUACCACAAGAUGAAGAUAGUCGUCAGUCGGACCAUGGUGAUACUGAAAUCAUAGAAAGCGAUAGCGAUAUUGACUUAACAUCUGUACAGAAAGUGAAAAGGCCAAUUACUUCUCUUCCAAGUGUUUCGUCAUCGUCUUCAUCUUCAUCCUCGGCGAGCGAAAGCAGUAGCGACGAAAUGAGUUGCAGCGAAUCUUCAAGCAGUUCAAAUGAUAGUUCCGAUGACGAAGUACGUUCUGGAAACUUUGAAUAUGAGCAAGACACAGAUAGUCGUAUAUCAGAUAAUCGUCCUUUAGCCUCGAAUAGUGAAGAUCCUGAUAUUCUAACAGAACUUGCAAUUCAAAGAUCUCUAGACUGUCCAACCCCAACUGGCCGAGAAACGCCAAUACCGAACAUUAAAAUAAAGGAUGUAAAUUCAAACGAAUUCCCACAAUACGAAAAUGAAGCUAGUCCUGAUACAUCUCCCUUAAGGUAUGAAAAUCAAAAGGAAGAAAUGGGAACGACAAACGAAAAGUCUGUCGACGAAGAACACUUGGAGAAGCCUAGGGUAGUGGUUAAAGGCGCGGGAUUGACAAGUACAGAGAUUGAGGCACAAAAAGUAGCGAAGAGUACCCAUACUGUAAUACCAGUACCAGCGAAACAAGAGCCUCGUGAUAUGCAGAAAAUGGAGAAUUCUGCAGCUGAAGCUUUAAUAACAUUAGCUGGACAAGAUAAUAUUAUAAGACAUAGAAGUCCAGGACCUUUACAACCAAAUAUUAUUAGAGCCCUUCAAACUAUGUCUGCUAAAUACAUUAAUGAUGAACCCAUAUUGAAGGAAUCAGAAAAAAUUGAAAUGUUCAGUGAGAUUCCAACUACAGAUUCGGAGGAAGAAAGCUUAGAAAUCAGGAGAUUAAGGUAUCAAGCCGAAGCUGAUCUUCGAUUAAAUGGUCAAAGAAGUCCAAGUUCGCCUGGUUCUCAAGCUUCGCAAGUAUACAUGGAACACUCUUAUUCGUUGCCACCAUCACAGACAGAAGUUAUAGAAUUUGUAGCUCGUCCACCUCCAGCACCAAUAAAACCUGCAAAAAUAAAGACCUCAAAAAUUAUGAAAUUGGCUAAGGGCAAAGAUAAGACGCAUAAAGUGGAAAAACGAAAAUACAAAUACACAAAGAUACAUAGUGAACAGAACCAUGAAGGGGAGAAAGAAAAUAUUCAAAAUGAAUUUGUUUAUGAAAAGUAUCCCAACAAAGUUAUUCAAGAACCAACACUGACAUACAAGGAACGCGAUCUUAUGUCGGAAAUGGCUAUUUUGUAUGAAUUUUUAACUAGAGGUAUAGAUGCAGAGGAUGUCGAAUAUUUAAGACGAAGUUACGAAGCUUUAUUAGCAGAUGACAGUCAAGGAUACUGGUUGAAUGAUACACAUUGGGUGGAUCAUCCAGCAACAGAUAUUCCAAGUCCUGCGAAACGAAGAAAAAGAGAUGAACUCAGAUUACAUGUAAGCGGAAGUGCAAGAACAGAAGGAUAUUACAAAGUUGACAUACGAGAAAAAGCCAAACACAAGCAUCACUAUGCGCAAAGUAUACAACGCAGUCAUGACGUUGAAGAUAGUAAUGGUUCUUAUGCCGGAGGUGAUGGAACAAUGAAUGGUCCAAAGAACAAUACUAAAGCUUUAACUGGUAAAAUGCAAGCUCUGUCCCGUGAAGCCCGAAGUAAUCAACGUCGAUUAUUGACGGCCUUCGGUAUUGAUACCGACAGUGAUCUUCUUAAAUUCAAUCAGCUAAAGUUUAGGAAAAAGCAGUUGAAAUUUGCCAAAUCUGGAAUACACGAUUGGGGUCUAUUUGCUAUGGAACCAAUUGCAGCUGAUGAAAUGGUUAUAGAAUAUGUUGGCCAAAUGGUUAGGCCAGUUGUUGCUGAUUUAAGAGAGUCUCAAUACGAAGCUACCGGUAUUGGUAGUUCUUAUCUUUUCCGUAUUGAUUUAGAUACAAUUAUUGAUGCAACGAAGUGUGGCAAUUUAGCACGGUUUAUUAAUCAUAGCUGCAAUCCGAAUUGUUAUGCAAAAGUAAUUACAAUCGAAAGCCAAAAGAAAAUUGUAAUCUAUAGUAAACAACCAAUAGGAGUUAAUGAGGAAAUUACAUAUGAUUAUAAAUUUCCAUUGGAGGAUGACAAAAUUCCUUGCCUAUGUGGAGCUCCUCAAUGUCGGGGUACCCUGAAUUGAACCGUUCAUAAAACUAUAUUGUUCACCCUUAUUUCCUGUCUUCUACACUGUCAUCAUACCCUGCUCAUAUUUUUGUAAAUAUU
Dufourea novaeangliae is the source of this 4835-nucleotide messenger RNA. RefSeq names its product histone-lysine N-methyltransferase SETD1 (gene Set1). NCBI's taxonomy places the organism in Eukaryota, Metazoa, Arthropoda, Insecta, Hymenoptera, Halictidae. Gene Ontology annotation, cellular component: Set1C/COMPASS complex. The record is from RefSeq and is a predicted model, not a curated record. Gene Ontology annotation, molecular function: histone H3K4 methyltransferase activity; protein binding; RNA binding. Bases 208 to 4752 code for a protein of 1514 amino acids. The transcript has 10 exons.